Molecule: messenger RNA, 1077 nt
Organism: Vicia villosa (hairy vetch)
Lineage: Eukaryota; Viridiplantae; Streptophyta; Magnoliopsida; Fabales; Fabaceae
Exons: 3
Coding region: 1-1077 (358 amino acids)
Source: RefSeq, a predicted model, not a curated record
AUGGCACUGCCACUUGUAAUAUGCCUCUGUUCUUUCAUUCACAAACAAAUUCCUUCCGAUAAAGAUUCAUCACCCGAAACCACCCCUAAAUCGAGCCCCAAACGCCCUGAACAUGACCCAAACAUCAAUCCCUGCAAUCCUUUCUACAUACAUCCCGGCAAAAACCCCGGCGCCGUUCUUGUUUCUCCAUCCCUUGAUGAUCACAAUUACCACAAUUGGAGCAAGUCUAUGCGACGAGCUCUCACAUCCAAGAAUAAGCUCGGAUUCAUCAAUGGAAAGCUCAAGAAACCUCCUUUCUCCGAUCAAAAUUAUGAACAUUGGGAACGUGCAAACAAUCUGCGCGAAAGAUUUACAAAAGGUAACCAUUUUCGCUUCUCUGAUCUUCUUCGUGAACUGCAUUCAAUACAACAAGGCGACCGUUCUUUAUCUGCAUACUUCACCGCCAUGAAGAUCCUUUGGGACGAACUCGAAGAUUUACGGCCUACUCCAUCAUGUUCUUGCAUCACACCUUGUACCUAUGACCUAGCUAAAGCCGUUCGCAACUACAAACAUAUGGAGUACGUUACCUGUUUCCUAAAAGGCCUUAACGAUUCCUAUCAGAACAUUCGCACGCAAAUCUUGUUGCUCGAUCCUCUUCCCAGCAUCAGUCGCACUUAUUCACUAAUUGCUCAACAAGAAAUCAGCAAUCCCUCUGCCCUAGCCUCUACCAUUCUAUCGGCUGCAGCAUCACAAACCAAUAACUCUCGAGCCAAAGGCAAAAGCACGCCCAAAUCCAACAUGUUUUGCACCAACUGCCACAAAACCAACCAUACAAUCGAUACUUGCUAUUUCAAACAUGGGUUCCCACCUGGGUACAGAAGCAACAAUUCCAACAAAUCCACUUCUGACAGCAAGUCCUCACAACCACCAAAAUCAACCACUGACAACAAGGAUACCGGAAUCUCCAAAGAGGAUUACCAACAUCUUGUUCUACUUCUUCAACAAUCACGCAAGGACAAUCAAACUCCUAAAGAAGACAAAGCCAUAAUCUCAGGUAUAGUUCCAACAGGUAGUAUGCUCAAUAUUCCCUCUAUCUAG